AUGCCUAUUUGCGCUAGCUGUACUUGAUGCGCACAACAAUGAUUAAGUUGUAGCGGAGAUGCGAAUGUUCGAAAAACCGUUAAGAAAUAUCAGUAUCAAUUCGUAAUACAUACAGUAAAUGUAAAAGUGGGAACGUUAAAAACUUCUGAAAUAUUUUUACUUAGGUAAUCUGUAACUGUGAACUAAUUACUAGGGGGGAGAGGGCAAUGACAUGAUCAUUUCAAUUCAAAAUCCCAGGAAAACGGUUUUCCUUUUGAUCAAGAAAAUGGUUCAAAAAGAGCAUCGCUUACGACGUCUUGGAUGUGUAAGGAAGGACAUAUUUCGCAAUUGGGGACUGACAAAAAAUUGGUACCUUACAAUGUCGAAACAAGGGAAUUCGUCGCCGGGGUUUAAUUUUAAUCCUUCAAAUACGUACUACGGAAGAGCGGAUGCGUCCCAAGAACAGCAAAAUAUACAUCUCCAAGGAGAAACAGAAAGACCAUCUUCAGAAGCAAGAUCAGAAGGACCACCAGUAGAACAUCAUCCCCAAAAUAGCAACGAAGGAACAGGAUUUAGAGCAAUUACUUCUUCUCCCCUAACAAAUCUAUCUCAUACAUUGGAAUCACGUCUUCCCCUAAAUAACCACGAACCAACACCAAGUCGCACUUUUAGAACGCCUUCCGUACAACGGGGUUUUGCCCAAAACAUUUUUUCCGGUAUUGGCAUUCCUAUAUCAAGGGCAAGUUUUCUUCCAUGUAACGCCAGGGCAGAGUAUGAAGCUUGGCAAAAUCGAAACCAAGAGAAUACCAUGUACCAAUUUGCCAGGAAUGUACCUGCUCACUCGACAGGUAAUGAGGAAAUGCUUACGGAAGAAGAGGGAUCUGAAUCGGAAGGAGUAGGCGAAAAUUCUGGGGAGAUGCCUGUAUCUCCAAUCCAACGGGAGGAACCGGUAAGAGGUUUGCGAGUCCCGAGGCAAUUUCUGCAACCCAACGUUUCGUCAAUGAAUUCUGGAGGUACUAAUUGGGAUCGCUCGCCAACACCUCGAUCCAAUGAAUUCUAUCAGUCGCCUUCACCACAAUCGGACGACUUAUUAUGCAGUGCAGAUGUACACCAAACUUCGAGAAACGAGUAUGGAUUCGAUCGUACCAUGCCUGCUCAGUCGACUGCUAUUGGACAGUUGCCAGAAUUUCGAGAAACUUUCGGUUCUCCGAUUCAACGAGAGAGACCUACAAGAGGACUUCGGACGUCGCCAUCACCGCAAUCCAGUAACUUAAGAAGUUAUUCGCCAACACCAACGAGCGAUGCACUUCCACAAUCACCGUUCAGUUUUGAAGCAGCUCGAGAGGUGCAACAUAUGAUGUCAUUUGACAAGUACGACGGCAGCAGGACCUUACCUGCUCAGUCAACUGCUAGAGGACAACUUCCACAAUUUCAUGAAACCUUCGGUUCUCCAAUUCAAAAAGAGGCGCCUGUCAGAGUACCUCGGGUUCCUUACCAGUAUAUUCGACCCAACGUUUCGAAACAAAGCGCCGCAGGUAAGCGGAAUCGGAGUGGAUCAGUAACGCCACAUUCAGAUGAAGUAUGUGAAUCGCCAUCUAUAAUGAGCGAAGACAUUGAACCAUCAAGGGUCACAAUGCAAGGUGGUGUACGUUACCCGGAGCCUCGACGGCUUUUUCAAGGGUCACCAUUCAAAUACGGAGUCGAUUCCACCAUGCCCUUCCAGUCGACGGCAAUUGGACAGUUGCCUCAAUAUCACGAAUCAUUUGGAUCAGCGAUAGUUCAAGAGAGACCUAUGAGAGGAAUGCGGACUGCUCACCAAUAUAUGCAGCCCAACAUUUCAAGAAUUGGCUCCGGCAGAUCAGCAUCGCCAAGAUCAGAUGAAAUUUGUGGAUCACCAUCACCACAAUCUGGCGAUUUAAGAAGCUGUUCGCGAUCACCACAAUCUGGCGACGUAAGAAGUCAUUCGGCAUCGCCAACGAGCGAAGAAGUUCUAAAGUCAAAGUCAUCAGACCGUCUUGGCGGAGGAGCAUCGCCCAAAAGAUCUUACCAAAUGCAAUGUGGUAUCGAUGAAAAUGAAGAAUCGUUUCUGGAAAGAUUCGACAAGGCUGUGGAGAAGGAGCUGGAGCGGUAUAGGAUAGAUGGUCCAGCCGAUGCAAGCACGAAUAUUUCGAUGCCAAGACCUUUAGCAACGUCUGAUUCGCAAGCAUUGGAUUCGGUGACCAGCAGCAUAGAAAUUAUAUCCAGGAUGAAAGGGGAACAAGACACAGAGCUGACGGAAGCGGUCGAAAAAUUGGCAAAAGCGGAAGCCACUGUUAUGUUUCAGGGGGCAAUAGAAGCGGCCGAAAAGGCUGCAGCCAAUGCUCCACCGGAAUUCGCCGAAGAAGCUGCGGCUGCCAGUGCAAGGGCGCACGCGAAAAUUUAUAACGCGGAACUUACGAACGUUGUACAUGAAGCUGUACCAGGAGUACGACCAAUCGAAAUUGUCGGAUACGUCGGUGUCACUAGACCAAAGAAACCGUUAAGACCUUAAGGAUCAUAUUCAGAAAUUAUCAGUAGAAUGGAAUAUUUAUUAUUGUUGUACAUAUUUAGUCAAAAAUAUCUUGUACUUGUUUAUUUAUACAUAUGUAUGUAUGUUUAUACUAUACUGCGCGUGCUGUGAUAGACUUGAAAAAAGCAGAAAUAAAUUUAUUUACACAUUUA
This is a messenger RNA of Agrilus planipennis (emerald ash borer), 2679 nucleotides long. RefSeq lists its product as uncharacterized. The transcript is spliced from 15 exons. The record is from RefSeq and is a predicted model, not a curated record. Bases 212 to 2509 code for a protein of 765 amino acids. Lineage: Eukaryota; Metazoa; Arthropoda; Insecta; Coleoptera; Buprestidae.